AUGCCUCAUCUUCAGUUUUCAACUGACCACUAUUUCCAUGAAAAUUCUGCCCCCUUUUCAAUCUCGGUUCAUGUGGCUGAGGACCCAGAUCCCAGCUUACUCAGACCCUCCAUCUCUCUGAGCCCCACUGGGGUCACCGCCCCAGGGGCAGACAUCACCAUUCGGUGUCAGGGGCAGCACCGGGACGUGAGGUUCUUCCUGCACAAGGCUGGAGACCUGAACCCGCAGGGACACAUGGACCCUGCUGGGGCCAGGGCCAAGUUCCACAUCCCCAUUGUGGGCUGGCAACACGGAGGGAGCUACAGCUGCAGGUACCGGCCCUGGUCAAAGCCCUUCAUCUCCUCGCAGCCCAGCAACCCCGUGCAGCUGGUGGUAGCAGAUUACACACAGGGCAACAGCAUCCGUCUGGCCCUGGGCAGCGGGGUCCUGCUGGCCCUGGCGCUGAUCCUGGCCAAGGCUGCCCCAAGAUGGAGGAGGGGCAGCGGGGUCACUGUCACCCCAAGUGAGGUGAUGCUGCAUCAUCAGGACAGAGCCGGAAGGACCAGUGCAACUGAACCUGUCUGA
Gopherus flavomarginatus (Mexican gopher tortoise) is the source of this 564-nucleotide messenger RNA. Its product is annotated as osteoclast-associated immunoglobulin-like receptor. NCBI's taxonomy places the organism in Eukaryota, Metazoa, Chordata, Testudines, Testudinidae. The coding region runs from base 1 to 564 and encodes 187 amino acids. The record is from RefSeq and is a predicted model, not a curated record. The transcript is spliced from 3 exons.